AUGUCAACGGUCACACCAUCCUCACGUACUCACGUGAAGGAGCUGCUUGAGGUACUCGGUAUGAAGACACUUAAUCACAAGGCGACGUUCAGAAGCGCCCUUGGUCAGUUCUGCCGACUCAGCCCCAAGUACAAUCGUCUCGAACUGCAGUACGCCGAUACGCCUGCCCAUAACGACUCACUUUUUGCGGCUGCCGCUACCGAUAAACCACCUCGCAAGAGACGUCGGGUUGCCCCAACCAAUAUCAAUGCACCCUUCCCAAACGGCAUAACCCAAGAGAUUGGACAGCAACCGCCUCAGGGUACUGCGCCCCAGCUCACCAGGGCUGUUCUCGGGACGGAAAGGCGCAGGCUUCAGCCACAACUGCGCCAGAGUAGGGGUUAUUUUGGAAAUGCAGGCCUCUCAAGCUACAACAUCCUCCAUCGCGACCUUGACUCUCCCGAGUACCAAUUCCGCAAAUUUAGCUUCCAGAGCAACAAUGUCCCUGUGGGACACCAGAUACAAGUCAACCAUUUGCUUAAACGCGCCGCAUACCGACGUUGCCGAGGGUCGCCUCUCCCCCGCGGCCGCAAACAGCAAGCAGCAGAUUCAAUCACACCCCUCAACGACCCCUUCGAUGACGAGGUUCUCCCACUUUAUGGCGAGUCUGAUGAAGAAUAUGACUCGGAAACUUGGAAAGAGAUUCAAGAAGAACAGGGAGAGCGUAGGAGCCGACAACCACACAGCAACAGUCUCACUGCCCAAGCGAUCGAAAUUAUCCUUAACGAGAUAUUCUAG
Anthostomella pinea is the source of this 777-nucleotide messenger RNA. The record is from the annotation of a GenBank genome assembly. Lineage: Eukaryota; Fungi; Ascomycota; Sordariomycetes; Xylariales; Xylariaceae.